AUGGCUGAAGCAUAUUACAAGUCUUUAUCGGCCACUAUCUCCAUGCGCACUGGCAUCAAGUGGAUCGUAAAAGGAACUCAGUACACGCAUUAUGGUUUUACUCCCCGAGGUCAUACGAUCUUGUUUGAUCGUCUGAAACCAGCCGCUAACAUACACAAAGGUAUGGCAAAAGCGGUAGCAGACACACAGGGCGAAAAUCAAGCUGGCUUUGCAUUUGACACCGAAACGGUCACUGGCUUCUCACAUACCCAUGACUCCGGGACGGGGGGUUCGCCAUCUAUGGGGAAUUUUCCUAUAUUCGCACAGCCUAAUUGCCCAGACGAUGACCUCAACCAGUGUAAAUGGCAACAAAACGAUCGCGCAGUCGCGUGGGUACGAGAUUCCCCCAAGGCAAGACCAGGCUACUUUAGCAUCGCUAUGGAAAAUGGUGUACAAGCUGAGAUGACGGUGACAAACCACUCGGCAUUAUACCGAUUUACUUUCAACAAUGUCCCCACAGAGUCGCUCAGUCCAGUGAUUCUGGUUGAUCUCAUGGACCUGCCCCAAUCGCGAAAGGGCGGCAUAGCCUCAGUUGAUUCUUCUGGGCGCUUGACUGGGAACGCAACAUUCAACCCGAGUUUCGGUAUUGGGUCGUAUGAACUCCAUUUCUGUGUAGACUUCAAGGGUGGCGAUAUCCGCGACACAGGGACAUGGGUCAAAAAUCGGGCUAAUUCCAGUCAGAAGACUGUCAGUCUUGUCGAAGACGGGAGCAAUACCCCAGCCACCCUUUCAGCUGGUACAUUCGCGAGGUUUCAUACAUUGCGAGACAAUACCAUCACUGCGCGUGUUGGUGUCAGUUUCAUGAGUGUUGAACAGGCGUGCUCCAACGUAGAGACGGAGCUGCCCAAUUUCGACUUCGCUAACACAGUGUCUGCAGCUGAAUCUGCCUGGAGAGAUAAACUGAAUGUAAUAAGUGUUAAUGCAGAAGGCAUCUCAUCCGACUUACAGAAGGUUUUCUGGAGUGGUGCGUAUCGAGCCAUGAUUAGCCCGCAGGAUUACACGGGAGAGAAUCCUCUUUGGAAAAGUGAAGAACCGUAUUACGACAGCUUCUAUUGGAGCCUGGUUGACAUUUACCGCCAUGAAGGCUACUUACCUGACUGCCGUAUGUCUCUUUGCAAGGGGUACACUCAAGGAGGGUCUAAUGCAGACGUUCUCAUCGCCGAUGCGUUUUUGAAGAAUGUCAGCGAUGUCGAUUGGGACACAGCAUAUGAGGCCAUUGUAAAAGAUGCGGAGGUUGAACCUGCGAAUUGGGGUGUCGAAGGGCGCGGUGGUCUUCGGAGCUGGAAGGGACUAGGUUAUAUCCCUACGGAUGACUACGACCCUGAUGGCUCAGGGCUACACACACGCAGUAUUUCGAGAACCGUCGAAUAUGCAUACAAUGACUUCUGCAUCGCUGAAGUGGCUAAGCGAAUGGGCCAUGACAGUGACUAUGAGAAAUACCUCAUGCGAGCUUCUAACUGGCAAAAUAUGUUCAAGGAUGAUCAAAGAUCUACAAUCAACGGUGUGGAUACAGGUUAUGUGGGCUUCAUGCAGCCUCGCUAUCUGAACGGGACAUGGGGAUAUCAGGACCCAAUCUUCUGCAGUCCACUGAUGAACUUUACAUCUUGCUACCUGAACCCAGAUGGGCACGAAACAUAUGAAGGAAGCUCCUGGCUCUAUACAUUUUAUGCACCUCAGGAUAUGAGUCUACUGAUAAAGCGACUGGGCGGCGCUCAGCUCUUUACAUCUCGACUGAACUACCUACACGAUUCGGGUAUACUUUAUGUUGGUGAUGAGCAGGCCUUUCUUACCGUUUUCCAGUUCCACUAUGCUGGUCGUCCGGCACUCUCGGCGGCGCGUUCCCACUUUUACAUCCCGUCUCAAUUCAAUACAUCCGUCUCUGGCAUCCCCGGAAACGACGACGGUGGAGCGAUGGGCUCUUUCGCUGUGUUAAGCAUGAUGGGCCUCUUCCCAGUCCAUGGACAGGAUGUCUAUCUGAUCACCCCACCAUUCUUCAAAGAGAUCAGUAUCCGGAACAGCGUUACCGGCGCGGUUGCCACAAUUCGCAACCUCAACUUCGAUCCUACUUAUAAGGCCAUCUAUAUACAGAGUGCUACACGGGAUGGUAAGCCGUGGACGAAGAAUUGGAUUGGUCAUGACUUUUUCAACCAGGGUGGUGUGCUUGAGCUCGAGCUGGGUUUGACGGAAAGUGCUUGGGGGACGCAGAAUGAGGAUCUUCCUCCCAGUAUGAGUCACUACUAA
This is a messenger RNA of Aspergillus oryzae RIB40, 2280 nucleotides long. Its product is annotated as glycoside hydrolase family 92 protein. Gene Ontology annotation, cellular component: nucleus; cytosol. Gene Ontology annotation, molecular function: carbohydrate binding; peptide-N4-(N-acetyl-beta-glucosaminyl)asparagine amidase activity. Gene Ontology annotation, biological process: protein quality control for misfolded or incompletely synthesized proteins; protein deglycosylation; carbohydrate metabolic process. NCBI's taxonomy places the organism in Eukaryota, Fungi, Ascomycota, Eurotiomycetes, Eurotiales, Aspergillaceae. The record is from RefSeq and is a predicted model, not a curated record. The coding region runs from base 1 to 2280 and encodes 759 amino acids. The transcript is spliced from 6 exons.